Molecule: messenger RNA, 2305 nt
Organism: Solanum dulcamara
Lineage: Eukaryota; Viridiplantae; Streptophyta; Magnoliopsida; Solanales; Solanaceae
Product: protein EXPRESSION OF TERPENOIDS 1-like
Exons: 3
Coding region: 815-1843 (342 amino acids)
Biological process (GO): positive regulation of DNA-templated transcription
Cellular component (GO): nucleus
Molecular function (GO): DNA-binding transcription factor activity; DNA binding
Source: RefSeq, a predicted model, not a curated record
AAAUGGAUUGAGACAUAAAGCAGGAGGUUUUGGGGGUACGAAGGAGUAAGGAAGCAACUGCUGAGUGGUUGACACGUGUCAAUAUAACAGCCGACAGAUGGGAAUGUUAUUUGUGUGUGAACCAUAGGAUGAAGAGAGCAACACAAGUAAGUAAUAGUGAGAGAAAAAGAACACUAGCUAAGUACUAAAAGCAGAAAACACUUUACAACAACCGAUCGAUUUUUAAGUGUGAGUUUUAUAGAGAGAGAAUGCUACUGGGGAGGCUCUGUAAUUAGUGUGUGUAUGUGUUUUGCAGAACGGAAAGAGUAUAGAGAGAGAAGGAGAGAGACGUUUGCUGCUUUUUUGGCCAUGGCGGCGUUGCAGAGAGUUGUAUGUCUACCUCUUUAAUGCUCCCAAAACACAAGCCACAUAAUACAAGCCUAAAAAGUAAACUUCAAAGGACUACACUUCUUCCUUCUUUUUCUUUUGAUUUAUCUCUAUCUACAAAAGUCUUCUCCCUUCCUCAACUUUGUCUGUCCAAGAAAAUUUAACAUAAAAGCUGCAACUUUUAUCUAUCCAAAUGCUCUCUUCCACUCACUGUUCCUGUCACGCGCUUAUAUAGUACAGACAAUAACUGUAUUUCUCUUUCUUUUUUUUUUUUAUAAAAAACUUAUUUUUAUUCUUUUCUUUUAUUAUACUCACAAAUCAAGAAAAAGUGAAGGGGGAGGUACCUACCCAUAUCAUUCUUGGGUCAUAAUCAAAGCCAGUGUUCGUGAUCUGCUAUGGAUUGUCAGUCACAAUUGAAUUUUGGAAAAGGUUUAAAGGAGGAAACGAAAUGGCUGGCUUCUUUUCACUAGGUGGUGGAACAGCAAGUAGCAGCCAAGACCAGCAGCCUCAUCAAGACACCACCAAUAAUCCUACUACUGAAAUUGCUCCAGAAAAUAAUUGGUUCUUGUACAGAAAUGAUCAUCAAGAGUUGCCCACAUCAUACAGAGGCUUCGAGUUAUGGCAAACUAGUAAUUCCCAGCCCCCGAUUCGCCACCCAAUUAAUCCGCUUCAAGAUCUUUAUCCGACAGCGGCUGUCGGAUUAGGUAUUGGGCCGAGCCACAGCGGAUUUACUGGUGUGGCUCGGCCCGAUCACGAACCUCCUUCGGGAGGAGGAUCGGGUUUGGUGAUGAUGAGGAGUGGGGGAGGGGGAAUUAGCUGCCAGGAUUGUGGGAACCAAGCGAAAAAAGAUUGUCAACACAUGAGAUGUAGGACUUGUUGCAAGAGCCGAGGCUUUCAGUGCCAAACCCAUGUGAGAAGCACUUGGGUUCCAGCCGCUAAAAGGAGGGAAAGGCAACAACAACUGUCUACUUUACAGCACCAGCAACAAGAAGAACAACAACAGCAGCAGCAGCAAACGCUGCAGCUGCACAGAGAUAACCCCAAAAGGCAAAGAGAGGAUCCAAGUGCUUCCUCUCUUGUUUGCACUCGUAUAUUACCUUCCAGUACUUCUGGGUUAGAAGUGGGAAAUUUUCCAGCAAAAGUAACUUCAAAUGCCGUAUUCCACUGCGUUCGAAUGAGCUCCGUUGACGAUGCCGAGGAUCAAUUCGCAUAUCAAACCGCUGUUAACAUUGGUGGCCACGUAUUUAAGGGAAUUCUAUAUGAUCAAGGUCCGGAAAAUCAGUACAUGGCUGCUGGUGAAAGCUCGUCCGGUGGUGGAAGUGCUAGUCACCAGCAUAACCUUAUUGGUCCUGCAGGCACCGCAACAUCAGCUGCUACAAGUGGUGGUGGCGGCGGUGCAGCUGCAGCACCCGAAGCAUCGCCUUAUCUGGAUCCUUCAUUAUACCCAGCUCCUCUCAACACUUUCAUGGCUGGGUAGGGAAAAGAAUUACAAGAUGGAUGAAUCGAACUCUCAGUGAAAGUUUAAAUAGCCGAUACAUAAAUUGAAACGUUACUUCGUGGUAUGUUCUACAUAUAAUUUCCACUUAGAAGCAUUUUAAUCUCCUUAGUAAUCCUUACACAACUAACGAGAAAUAUGAGUAACUUUCCUUUAUAUAUAUAUCACAUGUGUCAUGUAAAUUCUUUUUUUUCUUCUGAAGUAGAGGGGAAGAGAAGGCUCAACAGGAGUAACUUUGGAGUAUAUAGGGAGAGAGAAAGCGCGCUAGGACGUAGUUAGGGAAAUGAGCUUACUAUAUGGUUAUGAUACCAUAGUUUUGGCCAUGGUACCUCAACUUAUAUUAGUAGCUUGAUGUGGGUUGAAUUGAUAGAGAAGUUUAGUGGAUAUGACAUGAAAGAAUCUGAGCAUAAAUUUCAAGGCAAUUGGUGGAGCAACCCAAUGCCG